GCCUUUUUCGCAGAGCUCUAUCAAUGAAUCAAUGUAAACGAUGAGGAAACCUCAUUUCAUGAAGAAUCCAGUGUUAUUCCUAUUUCUUCUCAUCACUGCUUCUUCACUAACAAUUCUCGUCUUCUCCUUCCUUCGAUUACCCGAAUCACCUCCGGUCGCCGGUGACUACCUCUCUCUCCGCAAACUUAGAUACGAUCUCUCCGAUGAACUUGGAUUCUUCGGGAAGAUGAUGAUCGAGAUGCUACCUGAAGAUCUGGUUUUCACUGCCUUCGUACCGUCCGACGAAGCAUUUAGCCGAGAUCUGGGGCUGAAACUUAACAAUAGCCGGCGAAUAGAAGACGACGGCGACAACACAUACGCCGUCGUAUCGAGGAUCAUGAGUUUCGCUGUGGUUCCGUACAAAGUGGAGGAAGGAGACAUAGGGAAAGACGAAACGGCGUCGUACGAGUCGUUGAGUGGUUUCACACUGAAGAUUUGGAAGAAGAGAAAUGGUGGUGGAUUGGUCGUUAAUGGCGUCGAGACUGUGAAGAUGGGGUUAAAGAGAGGGAAGAUAGUCGUUCACGCCAUGGAUGGUGUGAUAAUGGACUAUGAUUUCGCACAGUCCGUUGAUUCUUCUUCUCCACAAGACGAAGACGAGCCAUAGAGAAGAAGAAGAAGAAGACAUAAUUAAUUUUGUACAAUUUGUUGUAAAUUAGGAAAGGAAACACAAAAUUCUUAUAGGUCUGAAAAACCAACUUAUAUAGCCGGGAAAAAGGCUCAAAGUGACAAUAUACAGAGACAUUUCAAUCUUGU
Eutrema salsugineum is the source of this 792-nucleotide messenger RNA. RefSeq lists its product as uncharacterized. NCBI's taxonomy places the organism in Eukaryota, Viridiplantae, Streptophyta, Magnoliopsida, Brassicales, Brassicaceae. Bases 41 to 643 code for a protein of 200 amino acids. The transcript has a single exon. The record is from RefSeq and is a predicted model, not a curated record.